Molecule: messenger RNA, 1396 nt
Organism: Parathielavia appendiculata
Lineage: Eukaryota; Fungi; Ascomycota; Sordariomycetes; Sordariales; Chaetomiaceae
Product: Yip1-domain-containing protein
Exons: 4
Coding region: 195-1139 (314 amino acids)
Biological process (GO): endoplasmic reticulum to Golgi vesicle-mediated transport
Cellular component (GO): trans-Golgi network; membrane
Source: RefSeq, a predicted model, not a curated record
AGCCCGCCAAUGUGCAACGCCAAUCGACUUGCGUAACGCGCGCACCUUGAGGAUACCGUGGAUGUUUUGGUGAGCUAAGUGAUACCGACGACAGCACCACCUAUUGCGCCGCACUUCAACGAAGUCGUCAGUAUUCAUACACAAGCGGCGCUUGUUCAGACGGACAAACCACGACGACUCCCUCAUCCACCAACAUGGCCUCUAACCACCACGACUACCAAAACGUCUCAGGCGUCGACCUCGACGACGGCGACCUAAUCGACCCGGAUGACGCCGACCUCAACACCUUCGACGACCCGCUCGCCAGCACCACCCAACCCUCCACCUCCCGCACACCCCUAACCGGCACCAUACGGUCCUCCGCCUCCUCCUCCGCCGCCGCCGCGAACAAUAACAGGAACAAUGCAGCAAGCUCCUGGACCUCGCGCUUCCCAGGUGAAGACCGCACCUCCUCCGCCCUCUCGACUAUCGACGAGUCCGUCUGGGCCACCCUCCGCCGCGACCUGCUCGCCGUCUGGCACAAGUUGAGGGAAGUGCUCUACCCGCGGCACCUGUUCUCGUCCUGGGGCGGGACCGACUCUAUCCGCGGUGCGUACGCCAGCCUGCGGAGCGGCGGGUUGGCGAGCGCAAGGGAGGAGCUGGCUGGUCUUGCGGGGCGGGUCAUGGAUGCGGAGAGUCUGUUGGAGCAUGGGAAUGGUGGUAAUGGUGGUGGGGGUUUGAGGGAUUGGGAUUUAUGGGGGCCAUUGAUUUUUUGUUUGUUGCUGAGCACGUUGCUGUGUCUGCGCAGUCGGGAUGACCAGCGGGACAUGGUGUUCAGUGGCGUGUUUGCGAUGGUGUGGGUUGGAAUGGCGGUAGUGACGGUGCAGAUCAAGUUGUUGGGGGGAAAUAUUUCGUUUGCGUCGAGCAUCUGCGUUAUUGGGUACACGCUGUUCCCGCUGGUCAUUGCGGCGCUGCUGUCGGCGCUGAGGCUGCAUUGGAUUGCGAGGAUCCCCGUCUAUCUCGUGCUGGUGGCCUGGUCGCUGGCCGCCGGCGUGAGCAUCCUGGGAGGUAGCGGCGUCGUCAAGAACCGGGUUGGGCUGGCUGUCUAUCCGCUGUUCAUCUUCUACCUGGGUCUCGGCUGCCUGUGCUUCAUCAGCUAAGUCGAGAUGGUUGGAGAGCUGGGUGUGGGGAGCUAUGGGCGUGGUGCUGACGUGUAUUUCUGAAUCAUCCUGACAAUUGUAUCCGUAAGGGACAACGGCAUGGACUGGUGGUUAACAUCCGUAUGCGGCCCCAGGAGUGGGUUGCGUAUUCCCCCCUGAUUUCUGUUAGCGGAGACACUAUGAUAUUUCAGUCUUGCCUCAACUUCGCGUCCCUUGAUCUCUCGUGACCGCGCCGCGCAUCGUGACUGUCGGAGUGG